UCCCUUCCUAGAAGAUCCUCUACUUUCCUUCCUCCCCUAUAUAAAUCCACCAAUUCAUGCAUUUCAACUCAUAAAAUCACAAAAAAAUCCAAUCCUUACACUUAUUUUCAAAAGGGUCUUGAUCAAGAAUGGCAGGAGCUGAUAAAAGAGCAGAUUUUGAAGACUUGUUGCCUGUAAUGGCAAACAAGCUAGGUGGGGAAGGGUUGAUAAACGAGCUGUGUAAUGGGUUUCAGCUGUUGAUGGAUAAAGAUAGAGGGGUUAUUACCAUGGAGAGUUUGAAAAAGAAUGCAGCUUUCUUGGGUUUGCAAGAUUUGAGUGAGGAUGAGCUUGUUAGUAUGGUUAAAGAAGGUGAUCUUGACCGCGAUGGGGCUUUAAAUCAAAUGGAGUUUUGUGUUUUAAUGUUCAGACUGAGUCCUGAAUUGAUGCAAGAAUCAAGAUUUUGGCUUGAAGAAGCACUUGAAGAGGAGCUCAAGGGCUACGGAUUUUGAGCCAUGGCUAGCUGGCGAUAUCUAUAAUGAUUUCUUUGCCAUUGCAAAGAUUAAGUUGUCUUGAAAAUAAAAAUAACAUUGCCUUGAUAUGGUCCUGACUGCUUCUGUUUGAUUUGUUUUCUUUCUUUUUCCUGAAAGAAAUUUGUUUUCUUAUUUAUCGUUAUUGAUGUUCAAAAUUGAAAAGAAAUACACAGGAUUAUUUAUUGUUAUUGAUGUUCA
Molecule: messenger RNA, 707 nt
Organism: Populus nigra (black poplar)
Lineage: Eukaryota; Viridiplantae; Streptophyta; Magnoliopsida; Malpighiales; Salicaceae
Product: calcium-binding protein PBP1-like
Exons: 1
Coding region: 129-488 (119 amino acids)
Molecular function (GO): calcium ion binding
Source: RefSeq, a predicted model, not a curated record